UGGUCAACCGCAGUAAUGUCGCCCAUUCAGACACUCUUGAUCUCCGUUUGCUUGGGAUUUGUGACCCAAAUAUCGGGUCAAACAGCCAUCGAUUGCCAAAGGCCACCGCAACUUGUGGAUCCAGCUCUUUGUUGCAAGGACGGCGGUCGUGACCAGUUGGUGGACCAGUGCGCCCAACGGAUUUUGGGAGCAGCCAAGACAACCGGCGGACCGCCUUCUAUAGACUCUGCUGCUUGCCUGGCCGAGUGCAUACUCAAAUCUUCCAAGUACCUCGAGGAUCCUCAGAAGCUCAACUUAAACAACAUACGCAGCGAUCUCUCUGCCAAGUUCUCCAACGACAGCGUUUAUGUGGAGGCCAUGACCAUGGCUUUUUCCAAGUGUGAGCCCCAAUCUCAACGUAGAUUGGCAAUGAUUCUGCAGCAGCAGCAGCAGCAACAGCAGCAGGCUCAGCAGCAGAAUCAGCAAGCGUCGCAGCAACGCUGCAGUCCCUUCUCCGCCAUAGUUCUGGGCUGCACCUACAUGGAGUAUUUUAAGAAUUGUCCAGAGCACCGUUGGACACAGAAUGCCCAGUGUGCGCUAGCCAAAGCAUAUGUAACGCAGUGCGGCUUGGGGGCUUAAUUGUAAA
Molecule: messenger RNA, 625 nt
Organism: Drosophila kikkawai
Lineage: Eukaryota; Metazoa; Arthropoda; Insecta; Diptera; Drosophilidae
Gene: Obp47b
Product: Odorant-binding protein 47b
Molecular function (GO): odorant binding
Source: RefSeq, a predicted model, not a curated record